CAGAGCACCUGAUUGAGCCCUGCAGUGAUCCACAGAGAAAGAGAGAGAAAGAAGAAAAAGUAGCUACGUAGCAUUGAAACGGCAUCCUCUACAGUUGGUUCUGACACAGUGUUGCCACCAGCUUCAAACACAACAGACAAAUAUAGCUACAGACUCUGUUGGAGUACAGACGGCUGGGAAACAGCUACCAGCAGACACAUAGGAGUGCAGCACCUGUAGGACAGUACAGACAGUAGACAGUACUACAGACAGUUUGGAGGCAGUACAGACGGUCCAGUACAGACAUGCAGUGUAAGUGUUUCCUUUCGUGUGUUCUGCUGCUUACCGCCGCCGGACCUCUCCUCACACACCCCGUCUCACACUCUAACGAGAUGUCCUACACCGGAACAGCGUCAGUAGAGGAGGACCAGGUGGUGAGUCCAGAGGAGCUGUCCCUUUCUGACCACACCUACAGAUUCCACAUUGCACCUGGCCUUGGCAAUCUAAGAUCAGCAGUGUUCAGCCCAGACCAGGCCGUGAGAGAGGUGCUGUUGGAAACACCAGCUCUGAGCCCUCAACCUCGUUUCCUGGGCAGCAGAAGAGAGUACCGGAAGAGAACCACCACCGAGUGCUUCUGGAAGUACUGUGUCUAGGAGUGACACACACACACACGAUACAUGUAUGUAUUUAUUCUGUUCAGGCACAGCUCAGGUGUACAUAGUGAAAUAGUGAAUAUGAGUAAUAAACAUGACUGUGUAGUGUUGUAUGUACAAUAAUGAAUAAAACAGUAUGUUUGGAGA
Messenger RNA from Salmo salar (Atlantic salmon), 779 nucleotides. RefSeq names its product urotensin 2, beta (gene uts2b). Gene Ontology annotation, cellular component: extracellular region. Gene Ontology annotation, molecular function: hormone activity. The record is from RefSeq and is a predicted model, not a curated record. NCBI's taxonomy places the organism in Eukaryota, Metazoa, Chordata, Actinopteri, Salmoniformes, Salmonidae. Gene Ontology annotation, biological process: blood vessel diameter maintenance; regulation of blood pressure.